AUGGAUGUGUCCGACUGCCCGUCUGUUUGUGCUGGCUGGUGUUUAAAUGAGUAUCUGCCAGGUGCUGGCUGGUGUUUAAAUGAGUAUCUGCCAGGUGCUGGCUGGUGUUUAAAUGAGUAUCUGCCAGGUGCUGGCUGGUGUUUAAAUGAGUAUCUGCCAGGUGCUGGCGGGUGUUUAAAUGAGUAUCUGCCAGGUGCUGGCGGGUGUUUAAAUGAGUAUCUGCCAGGUGCUGGCGGGUGUUUAAAUGAGUAUCUGCCAGGUGCUGGCGGGUGUUUAAAUGAGUAUCUGCCAGGUGCUGGCGGGUGUUUAAAUGAGUAUCUGCCAGGUGCUGGCGGGUGUUUAAAUGAGUAUCUGCCAGGUGCUGGCGGGUGUUUAAAUGAGUAUCUGCCAGGUGCUGGCGGGUGUUUAAAUGAGUAUCUGCCAGGUGCUUGCUGGUGUUUAAAUGAGUAUCUGCCAGGUGCUUGCGGGUGUUUAAAUGAGUAUCUGCCAGGUGCUUGCUGGUGUUUAAAUGAGUAUCUGCCAGGUGCUUGCGGGUGUUUAAAUGAGUAUCUGCCAGGUGCUUGCGGGUGUUUAAAUGAGUAUCUGCCAGGUGCUUGCGGGUGUUUAAAUGAGUAUCUGCCAGGUGCUGGCGGGUGUUUAAAUGAGUAUCUGCCAGGUGCUGGCGGGUGUUUAAAUGAGUAUCUGCCAGGUGCUGGCGGGUGUUUAAAUGAGUAUCUGCCAGGUGCUGGCGGGUGUUUAAAUGAGUAUCUGCCAGGUGCUGGCGGGUGUUUAAAUGAGUAUCUGCCAGGUGCUGGCGGGUGUUUAAAUGAGUAUCUGCCAGGUGCUGGCGGGUGUUUAAAUGAGUAUCUGCCAGGUGCUGGCGGGUGUUUAAAUGAGUAUCUGCCAGGUGCUUGCUGGUGUUUAAAUGAGUAUCUGCCAGGUGCUUGCGGGUGUUUAAAUGAGUAUCUGCCAGGUGCUUGCGGGUGUUUAAAUGAGUAUCUGCCAGGUGCUGGCGGGUGUUUAAAUGAGUAUCUGCCAGGUGCUGGCGGGUGUUUAAAUGAGUAUCUGCCAGGUGCUGGCGGGUGUUUAAAUGAGUAUCUGCCAGGUGCUGGCGGGUGUUUAAAUGAGUAUCUGCCAGGUGCUGGCGGGUGUUUAAAUGAGUAUCUGCCAGGUGCUGGCGGGUGUUUAAAUGAGUAUCUGCCAGGUGCUGGCGGGUGUUUAAAUGAGUAUCUGCCAGGUGCUGGCGGGUGUUUAAAUGAGUGUCUGCCAGGUGCUGGCGGGUGUCUGCCAGGUGCUGGCGGGUGUUUAAAUGAGUGUCUGCCAGGUGCUUGCGGGUGUUUAAAUGAGUGUCUGCCAGGUGCUUGCGGGUGUUUAAAUGAGUGUCUGCCAGGUGCUGGCGGGUGUCUGCCAGGUGCUUGCGGGUGUUUAAAUGAGUGUCUGCCAGGUGCUGGCGGGUGUUUAAAUGAGUAUCUGCCAGGUGCUGGCGGGUGUUUAAAUGAGUAUCUGCCAGGUGCUGGCGGGUGUUUAAAUGAGUAUCUGCCAGGUGCUGGCUGGUGUUUAAAUGAGUAUCUGCCAGGUGCUGGCUGGUGUUUAAAUGAGUAUCUGCCAGGUGCUGGCUGGUGUUUAAAUGAGUAUCUGCCAGGUGCUGGCUGGUGUUUAAAUGAGUAUCUGCCAGGUGCUGGCGGGUGUUUAAAUGAGUAUCUGCCAGGUGCUGGCGGGUGUUUAAAUGAGUAUCUGCCAGGUGCUGGCGGGUGUUUAAAUGAGUAUCUGCCAGGUGCUGGCGGGUGUUUAAAUGAGUAUCUGCCAGGUGCUGGCGGGUGUUUAAAUGAGUAUCUGCCAGGUGCUGGCGGGUGUUUAAAUGAGUAUCUGCCAGGUGCUGGCUGGUGUUUAAAUGAGUAUCUGCCAGGUGCUGGCUGGUGUUUAAAUGAGUAUCUGCCAGGUGCUGGCUGGUGUUUAAAUGAGUAUCUGCCAGGUGCUGGCUGGUGUUUAAAUGAGUAUCUGCCAGGUGCUGGCUGGUGUUUAAAUGAGUAUCUGCCAGGUGCUGGCUGGUGUUAUUUCCAUAAAAGUAGGUGA
Molecule: messenger RNA, 2052 nt
Organism: Mya arenaria
Lineage: Eukaryota; Metazoa; Mollusca; Bivalvia; Myida; Myidae
Product: elastin-like
Exons: 2
Coding region: 1-2052 (683 amino acids)
Source: RefSeq, a predicted model, not a curated record